This is a messenger RNA of Penicillium macrosclerotiorum, 1143 nucleotides long. Its product is annotated as DUF3431 domain-containing protein. The transcript has a single exon. The record is from RefSeq and is a predicted model, not a curated record. Lineage: Eukaryota; Fungi; Ascomycota; Eurotiomycetes; Eurotiales; Aspergillaceae. The coding region runs from base 1 to 1143 and encodes 380 amino acids.
AUGAGGCGAAAAGUUCAAAGGUCCUUGAACCAGGUCAUCAUUUUCUGUGCUAUCCUCAUUCUGAUUCUCUACCUUAACCGCUCUGAGUACAAGGAUAAAAUCUAUGCAUGGACGAAGAUCCGAUAUCAGACUACUGCAGCCUCUCUCCCUAGGACGCAAGGGGUUUGCCCGAACCUCUCGAAAGCCCAGAAGCCCGCUCUAGUGGUAUCGCAUGUUGAAGCAGAUGGCGACUCAGGCUGGCUCGAGAUGUUAGCCGAUCGCUACCAUCUCUGUAUCUACAAUGUCGAUGCUCCACCCGACAUAACUUCGGAGUACCUCCAGGUACCCGCAAACCGCGGGCACGAGGCAAUGGCGUAUCUGACAUUCCUGAUUGAUAACUACGACAACAUUCCCGCCGCUGGGGCAGUCUUCGUCCAUGGGUCUCGUUGGGCCUGGCAUAACGACGCACCAGACUAUGACAAUGCUGCCCUGCUGGCCGCCCUUAACAUUGAUCGAGCUCUCGAGCCGUCGGGCUACCACAACCUGCGCUGCGAUUGGAGCACCAGCACAUGCCUACCCUCCGCUCCGGCACAGGGUAGUUUCGAGAUGCGUCUGCAGUCAACUAUAUCACCGUGGAGCGCGCGCGCUGCGUCCGAUAUCGCUCUGCCAAGGGCAUUCGCCUCGCUCUUCGGCGGGGAUGAAGGGCAGGAUGCCUCGACGCACAGCGCGGUGCAACUAUGGCUUGGACGCACAGAGACUGUGCGAUCGCAGUGCUGCGCGCAAUUCAUCGUCUCACGGGAGCGGAUCUGGCAGCACACACGCGAGGAGUACGUGGCCCUGCGACAAUGGCUGCUGGACGGGAGUGAUGAUGGAGCGUCACGACGCUCGCGAAACGUUAAGUCCAAAUCCGCGCCCGCGGAUGACCGAGUUGCGGGCCGGAUUGUGUCAUAUAUGUGGCAUAUUCUUUUUGCGACGCAGAGGGCGGAUGGACAGAUCGAUCUGGAACAGCUUAAUAAAGAAGCAUGUCCGAGUGCGCAGGAUUGCUACUGUCGGCUAUAUGGCCGUUGUGACCUGCAAUGUCCAAAUCCUGGAACAUGUAAGGGACAGUACAAGGUCCCGCCUUACUAUCGACUUCCUGAUGAUUGGGAAGCGACUCAUUUAUAG